Messenger RNA from Clunio marinus, 1098 nucleotides. Lineage: Eukaryota; Metazoa; Arthropoda; Insecta; Diptera; Chironomidae. The record is from the annotation of a GenBank genome assembly.
AUGGAGAUUCUACUGAUGAUUUUUGUUAGUUGGAUGUAUUUAUCAGUAAAUUCUCAAUAUGUGCGAAAAUAUCAUCCUAUAAAAUGGGAGAAUUGUCCAAUCAAUGCAUCAAUCCAAGCAGAUAUAAAUGCUCCAGAUGUAUUCAUGAAAUCAAUAAAUUUCUCCGGUGUGUUUCAUAUUCGUGAAGACAUCAUUGGAGCUAUCACAUUUACAAUAGAUAGUAAUAAAUGUUCACUGGAUAUGAGAAAGUGCGAAAAAUUUUUUGAUUCUCUUUCCCUCAAUAGUUUUCCUUUAAAGAGUUUUGUCGACGUGUUAAGGAAAAACAUAUGUUUUAUUCUAUUUAUCGAGCCACCAUUUGUAUGCCCUUUUAAGCCUGGAGAUUACACUUUAAAACCUACAAUAUUGGAUUUGUCAAUAACUGAUACAUUUCGCUUAGAAGGUUUUUUUUGGGUUGUGAACUUUAAGCUUAUUGCAGUUAGCAACAAAGGCAAAACUAAGAAAAGAAUAAAUUGGAACGAAAUGCAAAAAAUUCAAAAUAGUCUAAUAGAAAACAAAAAACUGAGAGAAGUAACGAAAAAUAUUAUCGCUGAUUAUGACCAAAUCGAGAGAAAUCAGAAAGAAUUCAAACGAUUUUGUCGUCAACAAGAAGAGAGGAUUAACGAUCUUGUAAGUAUUCUUAAAACAAAGGAGAACCUAUCCAAACAUGUCGGAAAAACUCAAGAAUUUACUACGAUUGAAACUGAAAAUUCCACUCUUAGAAAGAAAAUUGAAAAGUUUCAAGAGAAAGAAAAUGAAAUUGAGACUGAAGAUGAUGAAAAUCAAAUAGGAAAACUACAGAAAGAGUUUGGAAUUGUAAAAAAGAAAUACGACAUUGAACGACGAUUAUGUGCUCUUCGAUUGGACGAAAUUGAAAAGUUAAAAGCUGAUGUCGCUUUCUUAAGUGAAGCUUACAAAAAGAAGAUGGUCGAGUCAGAAACUCUGAGAGUAAAAUAUAAAAAGUUGAAGACAGUGUUUCAUGAACAAAACAACAAAUUUAUUGAAAUGCGUGAAAAAUGUAACUGUGAAAGUGUUUCUGAAAAUUCAAAUCCCGAAAAUUAG